UCAGCUUUUUUUCCUUUCCACUCCAGCCACAGGUGAGGGAAAUGCUCCAUCCAGGUAUUCAGUUCUUGUUUUUUUCCCCUCAAGGGAUCCCUACAGGUGGGGUAGCCACAAAAGCCCCAAAAAGAUCAAGAUCUGGUGGAAAGAUGAGAACAAGAUCCGCUGGAACAUGGAGUGCCACGGACUCGUGCCUCGGCCUCCGUGUCUUGCCAUGGCCAAACUGGAGACCCUCUCGGUCCUCAGUGACCCCAGCUAUCACGGCCAGGAGGCCUUCCGCCCCUUCGACCCCAGGCUCGCCGAACCCGCCUCCCAGGGCACCAUGGGAAGCGUCGGCAGCGGUGUGGCCAACGAACAAGAAUUUGCCAUGAAGAGCGUCGGCACCCGGACUCAGAACAGCAGACGGCCGGACGAUGGGUCCCGGAAUAGUUACUCAACGAGGGAGCUCUCCAACCGCUAUUCCGGGGAGGAGAAGGCCUACAAGUCUGAAAAAAUCGCCAACUCCAUCUUCAUCAACGGGGACCUGCGGAAGAGCGAGAAAGUGAAAAUGGACCUCUGUGGGAACGUGGCAGCGAAUAACGAAAAGAAUAUGCCGCCCCCUCCCCAGUACAGAGAACCCAGUAACCCACCAAAGAUAUUGCCUGUCUCUGGGAAGCUAGACCAGAGCAACGAGCCCUUAGUGAGACCGUCAGCCUUUAAGCCUGUUGUCCCCAAGAACUUUCACUCCAUGCAGAAUCUGUGCCCGCCGCAGAACAAUGGGAUCUCGGAGAAUCGAAAGACCUUAAACCACACCAACAGCAAUAGCCCUUCCACGGUCAAAAGCGGCCUCGAGAAGCCCAGCCUUAACAGGACUACCAACCAGGCAGGCGGACUCUCAGAUUCGGGCCGCAACUCUUUGACCAGCUUGCCCACCUACGGCACAGGCUACAGCCAGCACGUUGGCCCGAUGAGCGCCUCCACCAGCCACAUCAACCGCAUCGGGACGACCUAUGGGGACAAAAACCUUGUGGGAUACAAUGGGAUAUCUACCUCAGACAGCGGCCGAUCUUCCAGCAAGAGCACCUCUUCGUUCAGCCGGCUCAACCAUCUCAACGAGACCAUGCCUUUCCACUCUCCUUCCACCGACGAUAUCAUCCAGGAUUUGGAGGACAGGCUGUGGGAGAAAGAACAGGAGGUCCUCCAGAUGAGGAGGAACCUGGAUAAGAGCGAGGCGGCCAUCUACCAGGUCUUCGAGGAGAAACAAAAGAUCUGGGAGCGCGAGAUGGACGAUCUGCGGCAAAAUUACGCCAACAAACUGCAGCAGGUCUCCAAGAAGGCCCAACGAGCCCAACAGGCCCUGCAGCUCCAGAUCUUCAAGCUUCAACAAGAGAAGAAGAAGCUCCAGGAUGACGUCGGGCAACUCCUUCAGCAGCGGGAAGAGCUGGAGAAGAAGUUUGUGGCUUUCAAGAAAGAGCAAGCCGAGUUCCUUCCCAAGAUUGAGGAGACCAAAUGGGAGGUGUGCCAAAAGGCAGGCGAGAUCUCUCUGCUGAAGCAGCAGCUGAAGGACUCCCAAGCGGACGUCUCCCAAAAGCUCAGCGAGAUCGUUGGGUUGCGCACCCAGCUCAAGGAAGGCAAAAGCUUCCUACGGGAGAAGGAGGAGCAGAUCUUGACUCUGAAGGAUUCCUGUAGCACCAAAAGCGUCGGCCUGGAGGUGUGCGAGAAGGAACUCCAGCGGAAGAUGAGCGAGGUGCAGAUGUUGAGGGAGAAACUCAGUCAGUGCGAGCUGGAGGUCUCCAACCUGAAGCAAACCUUGGCGAGCUUGGGAGGCCACCACAGCCACUUCAAUAACGAGGCUGCGGAGAAAAUUGCCAGAGACCCCUUGGCUUGCGAGAGCGACGAGGCCAAGAUGAAGCGGCAGAGCGAGGAACAUCUCGGCGCCCUGAAGAAGGAGGUGGAAAGGCUCCAGGCGGAGCUGAAGGCAGAGCGCCAGCAGCGAGAGCAGCAGGUGGCGGACUUUGAGGGGGAGCGACGCACUUGGCAGGAGGAGAAGGAGAAGGUCAUCAAAUACCAGAAGCAGCUUCAGCUGAACUAUGUGGAGAUGUACCAGAAAAAUCAGGUUCUGGAGCACAAAGUCAACGAAAUGACCAGCAAAGUGACCAGCCCACCGCACAGCGACGAGAAGAAAACAUGGACUCCCUCCAGGCUGGAGAGGAUAGAGUCAACGGAGAUCUAAAGAAAGGACCGUGUCAUUCAAAGUAUGUUUCUUCCCCUCCCCUCCUAAUUACUGUGCAUGCACUUCAGCCGGUGAUCUUCCUUAGGAGACUAUGCUAUCUAACCAGCAGUGUGUGCGCCUGCACCAAUCUUCUCCAACAUGCUGUGGUGCUCUAGGGGUUACUCAAAGGAAAAAUAUAUAUAUCUAUCUAUCCACAGGUGUGCUUUUUGUGAUCUAUGGAGGACCUGACAUUGGGUUUUGUGUAUGAGUGGAGAUGUGUGGAUUUUUAGGGGGUAGGGGGUGUUCCAGAUUUUUUUUUAAUUGUUGUUUUAAUUUUUAUGAGCUCACUGUUGACAAAGGCACAUGGCUAAGUAUUCCAUUGCCAGAAUUUCUCUUCACGCUCUUCUGAGGCCAUCGAGGUUUGAAAGCAACUAGAAAUCUUUUUACAAGAGUGUUGUCGUUUUGUUUUUUAGCCGUAGUGGCCAGUCAGGGUUCAACUCUUGCGGUCAUGUUACGCGCAGGUCGGCUGUUUCUGAAAACGUCUUUGCAGGGCGGUUCUCGUUUCAUAGUUGAAGAGUCUCAGGGCACUUGAAAAGGCGAUCAAAGUGUGCUGACAUAAGCCGCUGGGGAUUCCAGCCCAUUUCUUCAGCUGUAUAGACUGCAACCCACACAAGCAGACUUUAAUACACACAAAGGUGUCACAAACGUCGUAGGAAUGCAAGACGUCCCACUACGGUAAAUGGCCUGGAAGCCACAAAAACUUAUAUCAGUAAAAUGAGUUAGCCUUUAAGCUGCCAUGAGAUUCUGUGUUUUUUUCUGCCACAGACUCACAUACUAACCCUGAGUUAGAAGCGCCCCUUUCCCCGGAUCAACCCUGGAUACCUUAGUCUGUGAAGCAGUUAGCGCCGAUAGUACCUUGGAGAAAUGCCGAUCCAUGAGAGAAGCCAGGACAAGUUGAACCAACUUGGAUAAGCGAGUAGAACCGGGCAGGACAGAUCCUGUUCUGCUCAAGGUGGCAAGGUUUUCUUCCCCUCUCUUAGAAGUCUGAGGAAGUGGACUUUUGUCCACAAAAGCUCACGUUAAAAUACAGCAGCUAGUCUUUAAGCCAUUAGCAACCACAACAUUUUUUUAUCUUCCUUAUUUUUUAAUGUUUCCUUUCGUUUUGGCCCAUUAGGUCUUAGAAGUGACGAUCUGUCGUCAAAAGUGGAAUUCCUUUCAUAAGCAAGAGUUUGUCUGGUUAUCCUGUGAUGAGCUCGGCUCGCUUUGGUUUUGCAAUUGGUCACUUGGAGGUAAACACAGACUUCAUUUGCAAGUCUGACUGCUCGGGCACCAGGCUUUGAAGGAAUUCUACACCUUGAGGGAAAACAUAAAAGCAAAAAAUAGGUGCAUAAUCGGACCCAGAUUGGCUUAAGAGAGGAGGAGCUUUCUCAUACAAGAUGGUUUUGGUGAAGCAACAGAAAUGCAGGCAGACAGGAGCUGUUUACGUGUGGAUAUAGUUUCCGGAUGAAUCACUUUAAUCGGGUACACAUAUUUGUGAUCAAUUUUUUAAGCAAUUGUUUUUCAAUUCUUGAGACCGGGGUAGAUUUUCCUUGGCAGGUUGUUUCCACUUUUCCCACACUCUUGAACUGAGUUUCUUAUCUUAUCUUGGUUGGUAAAAGGAAUGCUGUGCAAGACAGAUAAGAAACUAUUAUUCAUGGACGUGGGAUGCAACUCAAAUUCCAUGCCCUAAAGAGGAAACCAGGAACUAAGGCUAGGCUGGCAUUUCAGGAAGAUUUUAGCACUGAUGUGAUAAUUGGAACGAUAGCGGCAUUCUUCUACUAACAAGGCUGCCAAAUUAGUGUUGGGGAAAUGGGAAAAUUAUACAGCCGAGCCUCCGGAAGUUCGGUGCAAAUCUGCACUGCAAAGUUAAUUCCAUUCCAAGCUCAUGCAAAUGUCUGACUUCCCAGAUAAGCAAGGGGAACCCAUGAACACCACCUGCAAGGCCUGUCAUAUCACAGUCCAUAUCAGAUCAUGGAAGUAAUUACUUACAGUUACUUGUAACUGAUUCCUUUGUCCAGCAAUAACGUAAUAACUAAAUUGCAUUAACGUUGUAACUUAACAAAGAAUCACUUCACUCCUUUUGCAGUGUGAUAGUAAUUUAUAAAAGUUACUCCUUUAGUUACAGGGAUUUGAAACCAAGGAGGAAUAUUGCAUUACUGAAGUGCUACCUUGUGCUUAAUUAUUGUUUGAGCCAACUAUAAGAAUUGGAGAAGAAUUCAGACGUCAGGCAUACAUAGCUUGCGACUCUUAAAACGUUUGAGGUGUUAUUUUUGAUCAAUGAUAUUUUGGUUGCCUUUAAGAAACUGGAAAGCAAAGAGAUCCUCUAAAAAUAUCACCAAAGAUGAUAGUGGCACCUUAAAGACUAUCAGGUGUUAUUUGUUGUAAGCUUUUGCCGACUGCAGGAAUGGCACCGGAUCACAUGGACGGGAGUCCCUAGAAGUUAUUAUGCCAAAUGAAACUUUUGGUGCAAACAGAAUGAGAUGAUAUCCCACUGGAAAACCUUAAAUUCUGUCAAAAUACAUAGGUGGCUGUAACUCUUUUCAGGGGGCCUUGGAAAGAUAACAAUAGCAAACUUUCAAAGUAACUUUCUAAGUUCUGGUCUCAGUAGUCUGAUAUUCCGGUUCUCGUGGUAGCCAACCAGCUGUGUCAAGGAAACUUACAAGCAUCUGCUUUCAUGGCCUCCUGAAAUUGGGACCUUACUUCUAAAUACAAAGGUCCCAAUCCCUAUUGCAAACAAAUCCAUCUCUAUUCCAUGAACUAGUCCAAUUUUUUUU
Molecule: messenger RNA, 4998 nt
Organism: Pogona vitticeps (central bearded dragon)
Lineage: Eukaryota; Metazoa; Chordata; Lepidosauria; Squamata; Agamidae
Source: RefSeq, a predicted model, not a curated record